CGCUUGGGCCUGUCAUUUCCCCAAACUGACCUUCUACUCGCAGCGGUUCCUUCGAAAGAGUGAUUCAACCAAAGUCUCCACAACAUGUUCAUAACAGUGAAAUUUGCAGGUUUGGUGAAAUUUUCAGGCACAUUGACUAAUAAAUAUCGACUUGCUUGCGAAAAUACGGUUAACAUAUUGCGCUACUGAAAAGAACCACACGAAAAAUUCUUGAGCACCGAGGGGAUCAUCAUUUCGAGGUGAUGCAUUAGACGCAAUUGAGAAUUUUUUCAAAAAUGGCUAAAGGAAAAAUGCUUUAUUGUGCUCCACAGGCGGGUGAAUAACCUUAAAGGUCUUUAAUUGAACAAUGAAUUUUUUUUUGAAGUACUUAAGGACUUUUUUCAAGGAUUUUAUGGGGAAUCUUUACCGUUAUAAUUUGACCAAAAGGUUUCCCAGCUCUGUCUUUUUAAUCAGGACUGAAUAAAAUUAUAUUGGAAAUACAACCGUCCGAUAUGGAAAUUAAGUCAUUUCCUCGACCGUAAAUAGAUUUUCUAUUUACUAGGAAGAUGCCCGAUGUGUUUACCUUUCGGCUUAAUCAUAAUGUGUUGAAAUUGUCAGCGAAAUUACACAAAUCAUUUCCUGUUCACAAUUUCAUGUUAAAAAUCUUUGUUCACGCACCAGAAAAUUUAUUGAUUAUCCGAGGGCUUAUUGGAAGAUCAGUAAGUCAAUUCCCACGUUUUAUUCCAUACAUAUGUAGAUUCUAUUUAUUCUCAAAUUGUUUGACUGAUUCAAUUUUUUUUCAGAUGACAAAACCGAACUUUUCAACCCGAAUUGCAGAAAUUGCCUACUGCUGAGCAAUAUCAAAGAAAGAUGUGACUGUGAAGAUGACGGUGAAAAGAGAGUUUUUUUUCUCAAACUUUAGCAUGGAUGUAAAACUUUGAAAUUUUUUUUGACCCCAUCCGAAAUUCAUGUCAAUAUUUAGACAUAAUAAAAUUCAGAACUUAGAAACUUCGUCGGCAGUUCACAAGAAUUAUUGGCAGAAAAUUGCCAAAAUACGUGGAACCUAGAUAUAGUGCCUUCGGCGGGAUUCCUUGUAAAAGAUAACACUCGACAUGAUAUUGAAUAGAAAACACCGUUUGCCGCUUCUGCGGUUUUUGCGUGCGUUAAUGACAAUUGCGUUUCUUCGUCGCUGAAUCCAUUCAGGAAGGAGUGGGUGAACACACCUAAAAGGAAACUGACUCAUAAAAAGACGUCAAUUGUUUUUUUUAUUUAAACGAUGAUCCAAUUCGUGGGAGGAUCACAAGAGCUAGAUCAAGGGAAGAUUUCGAUACUAGAAUAGGAUCGCGCUUGAAAAUUAAAACAUUUCUAAAAAAAUUUUUGAAUGAAACGUUCGAAGAUGAUAUAUGAUACUGGAAAAGGAAAUGAAAAAAAUCUAAAGAAUCAAGACGAAUACCUACAGAGUUACUCUUGAAGAAAGGUUAAUUUGCAUAUGGCACUUGGCUACCUGUUACUUUCACGAUCGUUCGCCAUAUUGCCUGCCGGUAUUCUUUACCCACCAAUAAAUCUUUAAAACUUGAGUGGGUUUUGCUCUACCGUGAUUGGUCCAGAAAACACGCGCUACUCUCUCAACCAAUCACAUGCAAAACUAUCACCAAUCACAACUUGGUCGCCCGCGUUUUCCCGCGCUUUAGGCGGUUUGCUUGUUUUUAUUUUGAAUUCUCAUUGGCUCUUUAGGAUAUUUUCCUUUCUUCUGAUUGGCUUUUUGAAUUAUAACUAUAAUUGGGCUUUACGACACUCAUUCGAAAAGUUCAUUUAUUUUAAGUUAUUCAAGUAUGUUCUACGUCCAUUCGUAAGUUUAAGAUUAAUUUAAUACCAGGGUUAGACAUGGUACGGGAGAAUUUACCACUUAACUGUACAACAAAAUUUUCCUUCAGAUUUCAUCGACCUCUCUGAUGAAAGUGGAUCGCUAAAGAAUCUUCAAAGUCACCCAAUGGAUUAUGGGACAAAAUACUUGAAUGAAAGAGAGAUUCUUAUUCUUGUAAAAGGGGAGAGUAAGUUUUGCAAUUAUGUGUUUUUUACCUUACAACCUCGCUUAUUCUUUCCUCUUAGCCUCUAGUCAUAGUUUCUAACCUAAUUAUUAUUCCCUCCUGUUUUGCAAUAGAAACAGACGGAGAAAAUAUGACGUUUGUACCGUUACUGGAAGGAAUGGAGACAAAUAAGGCAUUUCUCGGUAAGUGGUUUAAAAUCUGAUGUUAGCAGGCUUCUCAAUUGAUCAUCGCAAAACCAAAAGGAAACAAGCCAACACAGCCAAUCAGAACAAAGUGAAUACAUGCAAAUUAAACGUCCUCUUGUAUUGAAAACGCCGGAAAACGUGCGGACCGAGGUGCACUUGAUUUGAGUUUGUAUCGAGUUUAUAAGAAACCUGCAGCUAUCGUAGAUAUUGAUAAAAUUGCAAAAUUCUGCCUUCAUUUGUUUUCAAUUUGCAACUUGAUUGCAAAUGUUCCCCAUGUUUUUUUUAGAGCGGCUUAAUCCACCACCACCAAAACCAGAGAAAAUCCGCUCAACAGCAAGGGAUUCCCCGAGCAGACUUCAGGUUGAAGGGGCACGUGGAAAGAGAGCGUCACUCGCACCUAGGCCGAAACAAAACCAACUGGCACCUCCGGUGAGCUCCUCAAGGGCCCUUUCCCCGGGAAGGAGAGGCAGCAGAAUGAGGAGCCAAAGUGUACAGCUAGCGCAAGCCCCAUUAAGUUCUUCGCUUAAUUCAGCAAGACGUGCUCGGUAACCUAUAUAUGGUAUUUUUAUCAUUAUAGCUUUCUUUCGAUGCAAGGAUUACAAAAAGAGGUAUUUUUUGGCAUAAAAGUGAUCCAUGUUAGUUUGUGAGUGAUAGUCGAGUCUCAACGUUAACUCCGGCAGAUAAUUAUGGUGUGAGCACAAAGUAAGGUUCCACAUACUACCAUAGGAAGAGGAGAAAGAGCUUUCCUUUGCUAGAUAUUCGCCAGGAUUGCUCCAAGAAUUUUCUCGCCGAAACUUCUCUUUACUCCACACAGAAAGGUCUGUCCUGAUAU
Pocillopora meandrina is the source of this 3044-nucleotide messenger RNA. The record is from the annotation of a GenBank genome assembly. NCBI's taxonomy places the organism in Eukaryota, Metazoa, Cnidaria, Anthozoa, Scleractinia, Pocilloporidae.